AAUGAGACAAAUUACAUAAUACAUGUACACCUACAUUUCUCCCUCUUCGUCACGUCAUCAUAAAGAUAAAAUUCAAUUUUCUAGUCUUCCAUAACCAUCUCUUUCUUUCUCUCUAUCUCCACCGAUCGGAAUCAAAACCAUGAGCUGGUGGUGGGCGGGUGCAAUUGGAGCAGCUAAGAAAAAAUUAGACGAAUCAGAUGAUAUAGCAGCAACAUCGAAGAAUUACCAGGGCGUAGCUCUGAUUGUUGGAGUUACAGGAAUUGUAGGCAAUAGCCUAGCUGAGAUUCUCCCUCUUUUUGACACCCCAGGAGGGCCAUGGAAGGUUUACGGGGUAGCCCGCCGUCCUCGACCCAUUUGGAAUUCGGAUCAUCCAAUUGAGUAUAUCCAGUGCGAUAUCUCCGAUGAAAACGACGCUGUUUCUAAGCUCUCCCCAUUAACAGAUGUUACCAAUAUCUUUUAUGUAUGUUGGGCCAAUCGGACUAAAGAAGAAGAGAAUUGUAGGGUUAACAGUCAGAUGUUCCGAAACGUAUUAAAUGCUGUAGUUCCGAAUGCUAUUAACCUCAAACACAUUUGUCUUCAGACGGGUCUGAAGCAUUAUGCUGGCCCGUUUGAAUAUUGGGGGAGGAUCGAGCAAUCUCUUGAACCUCCUUAUAGUGAGGACAUGCCUAGAUUAGGUGUGCAGAAUUUUUAUUAUGAUCUUGAGGAUAUACUCUUUGCCCAGGUAGCUAAGAAGGAAGAUUUAACUUGGUCGGUUCAUCGACCUGGGUAUAUAUUCGGGUUUUCCCCAUAUAGCCUGAUGAAUCUUGUGUGCACAUUGUGUGUUUAUGCUGCAAUUUGCAAGCAUGAAGGGACUCCACUUAAAUUUCCUGGAACAAAAGCUGCCUGGGAGUCUUACUUUGAGGCAUCUGAUGCCGAUUUGAUCGCGGAGCAGCAAAUAUGGGCUGCAGUGGAUCCGUAUGCGAAGAACGAGGCCUUUAAUUGUAGCAAUGGAGAUGUGUUCAAGUGGAAGCUGUUAUGGGGAGUGUUGGGGGAGCAGUUCGAAGUCGAGGUUGCAGAGUUCAAUGAUGAGGAAGAAAAGGUUAGCCUUGAGGAGAUGAUGAAAAGGAAGGAAACAGUGUGGGAAGAAAUUGUUAGGGAGAAUGGUUUAGUACCCACUAAGCUGGAAGAGGUGGGAAAUUGGUGGUUUGCAGAUGCAGGUUUAUCUAGGGACUGUCCUUUGGCUAGCAUGAACAAAAGCAAGGAACAUGGAUUUUUAGGUUUUAGAAACACCAAGAAUUCUUUUAUUUCUUGGAUUGAUAAGAUGAAAGCUUACAAGAUUGUUCCUUGAGAAAUUGGAGAAAUUGAACUAUGAGAAUCUUUUAAUUUUAUGACCUUUUUUAAUGGAUAAUUGGUUAUCUUCUUUUGGUGGAAGUUUGUUGUAAUCUCAAUAAAUAUGGGAGUUUUGUAUUUUGGAUUCAAGAGUGAUUAAUUCCAUUUGAAAUGUCUAUUUUCUUACUACAAA
Messenger RNA from Amaranthus tricolor (Joseph's coat), 1501 nucleotides. RefSeq names its product 3-oxo-Delta(4,5)-steroid 5-beta-reductase-like. The coding region runs from base 140 to 1327 and encodes 395 amino acids. The transcript is spliced from 2 exons. The record is from RefSeq and is a predicted model, not a curated record. Lineage: Eukaryota; Viridiplantae; Streptophyta; Magnoliopsida; Caryophyllales; Amaranthaceae.